GAUUGUCAUACCAAGUUUUCAUGGAGAUUUGCAAAUUAUUUUAUAAAUUUAUAACAGUCUAUCGAAUAUACUGAAAGGAAAUUAAUUAAGAUUUGAAUAGUCAUGUAAUAAAGCCGGAAUAUUAGAUGACUUUAACAGAACAGUUACACCAUCAGUAUGCCAACAUUCCUCACUCCAGGCCGACAUGGCUACAGUGUACAGUUUUCUCGGACACGUCCAGACAUGUUGGCUGUUGCAACCAGUCAGUACUAUGGAUUGGCAGGAGGCGGUACAUUGUUCUUUCUGGAAAUGUCACCAGAUGGCAGCACAAUUGUGGAGGUUCAAAAGUUAGAAUGGACCGAUGGACUGUUUGAUGUGUCGUGGUCGGGAUUGGGAGCGGGGGCGGCGGCGUGCGGCGCGGGGGACGGCGCGGUGGUGGUGUGGGGGGUGGGGUGCGCGGCGCCGCUGCGUGUGCUGCGCGCGCACGACGCCGAGGUGUGCUCCGUCGACUGGCCGAGGGGACACCUGCUCAGUGCCAGCUGGGAUACCACCGUCAAAAUGUGGGACCCGGAGGCGGAGUGUUGCGUGAGCACGUUCUCGGGCCACUCGCAGCUAGUGUACCGCGCAUCGUUCUCGCCGCACUCGGGCGCGUCGCUCGCCUCAGUGUCGGGGGACGGGCACCUCAAGCUGUGGACGUGCGCGGACCCCGCCCGCCCCGCCGCUCAGGUCAAAGCGCACGACGCGGAGGUGCUGUCCUGUGAUUGGAGUAGAAGUGACUCGCACGCGCUAGCGACAGCUGGCUCCGAUGGCUUGGUACGGGGGUGGGACUUGAGAAGGCUCACAACUCCUAUGUUCACAUUGAAAGGUUGCGAGUGUGCAGUACGAAGAGUUCAAUUCUCGCCACACGCGCCAUCUGUAAUAGCUGCUGUGUCAUACGAUUUUACUACUAGGCUGUGGGACCUGAAGCGCGGCUGCGAGCCUCUGGAGACCAUACGACACCACUCCGAGUUCACGUACGGCCUGGACUGGAACACGCUGCGGCCGCACCAGCUCGCCGACUGCGGGUGGGACUCGCUCGUGCACGUGUUCACACCUAGGACACUGCAAACGGUAUGAAAAUAUAAGAGAACGCGAACGGGAAAUGUUUGUGAUACUGUGCCAAAUUUUGAAGAUUGGAAGAUUAUAUAGGUGUACGGAAAUUAACAGUAAGGGUAAUUAAUUUCUAUUUACCGUUACUUAUUUUGACUAUGUUUAAAUACUGAUUGGUAUUUUAUUCUGUUAUUUUUCUAUAAGGUUAAAAAAAGGAAAGUUAUAUUGCUAUCUAGAGAAACAUUAGUGUUCGAAACGGUCUACGAUCACCUUAAAUGAAACUUGGGAUUUUUACAACUGGUUUGUGUAUUCAUUUGUUGUCAAAUCAUUAAUUAAUGAAAUUUGCAUUUUCUAUGCAUUUUUGAUAUUUAUCUUAAGAGAAAUAUUUAUGAUAUACACCGGCCCUACAUGCUUCAGAUCAUUGCAACAAGGGUACCAGUGAGUGGUGUAUCUUUGAAAUAUUUUUAAAGAUACAUUAUUGUACUUUACAUUCCAAUUCUAAAGAUAUAAAACUAAACACUAGAAUCGAAAGCUUUUGAUUGAAUUGAAAAUAUCGAUUUUAUUGGUCAUAUUAAGAUGCUUAAACAAGAGAAGCUUAUGUAGAUAGAACCACUAUUGAAAGUAACAUUACGAAAAGGAAGUGUUGAUAAGACAAAAUUAAUACUAUCACUAAAGCAUAUAUUUAAAUGAUAAAAAAUUGUAAGAAAAUCUUUGUGGGUUCGUAUGUGUACAUUAUAGAUCAAUAAAUUUUUAAUUUUCGUUCACUAUUAUUUUGUCUAGCUUACUCUAUAAUUCAUUUGACGUAACAAACAGGAAAUGGUUAUAUAGAUUUUUAUAAUAACGCGGGUAUAAAAUGUAAGAUACAGGGUGGUUGAUAAAAGGUGGAAUGAUUAAGUAAUAAAUCUGAGAAUAUUUAUUACGCCACCAGCAUAUGAGGUUAUUGAAUUCAGGUAAAUUCCCCCGCUAGAUUUAAAUCGAUCGAUUGCAGAUACUCGAUAUGUUGUUGUGGUAACUUGAUAUGCUGUUGUUUGUACUAAAUAAAUUGUGAAUAGGUGAUACGGUACCAUUAUUUAUAAGUAUCAUUGACAAAAUUCAUUAGCGCAGAAAGAAGCAAGCUAACCUUGAAAAUAUCGACUUUAAUGCGUUACGUUAAGGCUUACCAUCGUUUUAUUACUAGCGACUGCUGUGAAACAUGGCGGGCAUGCAUCAACCAAUAGGAAACGAGCAAGAAUUGCGCGCGAACACAGAACUUUACGAUUGGCUAAAAAAUAUAGGAGCUUUUAAAAAAUUGAACUUCUGCGCGGGUACGUCGAUGUAACUUAUAAGUAUGGUUCUACUGUAAUAACAUAUAGAUAUAUUAUUAAGAAUUAUAUCAACCUGUUAAUGUAUUACUAAGCUAUGUUGACUGAAUUUAUAUUUUUAUUUCUUGUACAGUACUUAUGGUUUUAAUAAUUAUGUUAUCAAUAAUAUGCACGAAUAAUUUUUUGGUACAGUGAUUUCAGCAAAAUGUAUUUAGUCCAUUAAUUGCUCUUGAAGUUUUUACCCCGAGACAAAUUAAUUUUGAAAUAAUGAUAAAAAAAUCCAUAAUUUAAUAUUGUUUUCGUUAAGGCAAUAUUAGAAUAUUUUCUUUAUUUUUGCCUCAAUUUGUCAACAAACUUAUAAUACACCUACAUUUAAAACAUUAUUUUUCUUCGAAAAUGUGUUCUAUUAAUGAUACUAUACUGAUAUUAAAGAUAUCGUGCAUUGAUAAUAAAAAUAUCGGUAUGUUCAAGUAAUACUAUUUACUAUUGCUACUAUUCUAUUCAAACGCCCUUGGGUCAAAAAUGUUAUAAAAACUAUUUCUUUCAUCUUCUUUUAAUACCGAUGGCAAUAGACAUUACACAUACGUUUUCACAUUUUAUUAUUAUGUUUUGUCCCCGGAGGAAAUAUUUUAAGAGCAAUAAAUGGACUAAGCAACGGAAUUACGUAUAAUAUUAAAUGCAAUAAUAUAUAAAUAUGAUUGUAUAUUAUAUGUUUUAUCGAUCGAUAUGUGUUUUGUAAAUAAUGUGCUAAUAAUACAGGGCUGUAGAAUAUCUAGCUUAUUGUUAUUGGAAUUUCAUAUACAGAGUGAGUUUUUGAGAUGGAAUAUUAAGAGCAGGUAUCUCGCUGUCAGGUUGCUGAUUGUAUUAAAAAUCUUUGAAUGAAGUUCAGGAUAUCUUAAAAAGUUAUUAAUGGUCUCCUAGGAAUGUUUUUGGGU
This is a messenger RNA of Diatraea saccharalis (sugarcane borer), 3304 nucleotides long. The record is from the annotation of a GenBank genome assembly. NCBI's taxonomy places the organism in Eukaryota, Metazoa, Arthropoda, Insecta, Lepidoptera, Crambidae.